UCUGGAUUCUCUUCCGAAGACUCUGAAUACCAAUUCGUUACUGCUAAUUUCGAUUACUAUUUGAGUAUCAAAUCAAGUGGAUAUAAACAUCAGGCAAAACCAUGGAUGGAUAAGUUUGACUCAUAUUGUGGCUUAACCUAACCCAAACCUUACUUCGAAGAUAACUUUCUAUUUCUUUAUCAAAAAUUUCGGGCUCUUCAGAGUCGAUAACAGGUUUAUUGACUUUUGGUUGUCGGAGUAACGGUUUGGGUUCAAAACGGCCAAAGUCAAAACAGCCAAAUAUAAAGCUGCUUAAAUCAAAUAAAACUACUUAAAUGGUCAGAUUUAUUAGGGUAUCAAAAAGUACUUUUGUUUUUUUACAACUGACUUUUGCUUCAAUUUUGAAUAAGUUUGACUUAAUCAAUUGACUCAAUAAUUUUUAGGACACAAGAGCAUCGACAUAGGUGACUGUGGCCCAUUUUCUGACUCGAUCGGAGUUAAUUAAGUAUAAUUAAUUAGCUUAUCAAUAUCCAUAGGCAGGUUUUUUUGGAUUUUUUUGCAAUUUGAAUUGAUAUGAUUUAAGCAGCUUUGUAUUUGGCUGUUUUGACUUUGGCCAUUUUGGACUUUGCUGGUUUGGACUUGGCUGUUUUGACUUUGGCUGUUUUGGGCCUUUACCUCGAAGUAAAAACGAAAUAGAGUUUUUAAAGGAUAUGCAAACUGAUUUUCAGAACUCAUCAUGGAAAGACAAACAACACAAAUAUUUGAUAUUGGCCAUAAUGUUGGUCAUUAUUUGGUUCAUAAAAGAUAAUGUUGACAAUAGUAAAAUAAAAUAUCAUUGAAAUAACAAAUAUUGUAGAUACCGAAGCUAGUGAAAACAAGCCAGUUAGCCAGCCACAUGUACGCAUGAGUGGCUACAGCCAAUAGGCAAGUUGGCUAAAGUAGCUUAGAGCUAGCUGAGAGAUAAGCUACUUAGCCACUUUUAGCUACUUAAGUUUAAGUUUAAAAUGAAAGUUUCAAACGCUUUUUUUUGUUAUUAACAUUGUUUUUGCUAACCAUAAGUAUUGUUUUUCUGCAUUGUUCUUUUAUUGUAUUUCUUUCUUGCAUUUCUGUGAUACACAUAUUAACCUUAAAUCUAAUAAUGGCUGAAAAGGUACCUGUUGCUGGAAUAGAUUGGCCGUGCACAAGUAAAAGUUUGGCAAAAAUAAAUGGCGAAGUUUAUGUACAUUUGCAAGCAGAUUGGUACGGGAAACCUAACACAAUUACGAAUGAAGAAGGUAGUGAAGAUGAGCUAGAAUUCAAAGAGAGAGACCCAGAUAUUUUCACCAUUGAGGAAUUACAAGCACAAACAGCAGAAACGAAAAAGAGGAAGCGAGGAAAUAACACUUACGCUUGUCCACUCUGUGGGAAAACAUUUUACCAAAGGAAAGAAAGUGCAAAUAGACAUUUAAAUGGAGGACCUGAUAGAUUGGCAGCGUGCCCAACCAGGAAAGCCGAUCCUAAUGAUGAUCUAAAAACUUUUUGUGAUAAACCGAUAAUUGUUAAAAAGCACAGAUGAAUUUGUAAUUGAAGCUAAUCACGCUAAUAAACUUGAUUGGAUUUAAACUUGAA
Messenger RNA from Tetranychus urticae (two-spotted spider mite), 1587 nucleotides. RefSeq lists its product as uncharacterized. The record is from RefSeq and is a predicted model, not a curated record. Lineage: Eukaryota; Metazoa; Arthropoda; Arachnida; Trombidiformes; Tetranychidae.